This is a messenger RNA of Thermothielavioides terrestris NRRL 8126, 909 nucleotides long. RefSeq lists its product as uncharacterized. The record is from RefSeq and is a predicted model, not a curated record. The annotation marks the transcript as partial. Gene Ontology annotation, molecular function: protein tyrosine/serine/threonine phosphatase activity; F-box domain binding. The transcript has a single exon. Gene Ontology annotation, cellular component: cytoplasm; nucleoplasm. NCBI's taxonomy places the organism in Eukaryota, Fungi, Ascomycota, Sordariomycetes, Sordariales, Chaetomiaceae. Gene Ontology annotation, biological process: regulation of ERK1 and ERK2 cascade; negative regulation of protein binding; negative regulation of SCF-dependent proteasomal ubiquitin-dependent catabolic process.
GACCCCGCGACUCUAGCCACACCCGCGACCGCCUCCCCCAGCGACGUCAUCAUGUCCAUCCACCCGUCCCCGGCCGCCGUGCACACCACGGGCCUCACCCCGGCCGAGCUGCACGCCAUCACCCGCGGCGCCGCCCAGGCCGCCCGCGACGGCGCCAGCGCCUGGGUCUACGCCGCCCGCCGCGCCGCCCAGCCCGUGCUCGACUACCUGUACCUCGGCCCGGCCAGCGCCGUCAAGGACACCGCCUGGCUGGCCCGCGAGGGCAUCACCAUGGUGCUGUGCGCGCGCGACGCGCGGUUCGCCGCCGGCGGCGGCGCCGCCGCGGCAGGCAUGCUGGUCGCCGGCGUCCGGCGCGCCGUGCAGGGCAUGGCCGUCGAGGUGCAGGUCGUGGACGUGGCGGAUGGGCGGGAGCUGGUGGCCGCGUUUUCCAGGGUCGUGGCGCUGGUCAAUGAGCACGUCCUGAGGGUUGCGCGGGCGGCGGGCGCCAGGGAGGAGGAAGAAGGAGAUGAUGGGAGGAAAGCGCCGGCCCGCGGCAAGGUGCUGGUCGUGUGCGAGACGGGCAACGGGCGCUCGGCCGCCAUGGUGGCUGCCUAUCUGAUGGCCAUGUUCGGGCUCGAUACGGUCCAAGCCGUGCAGUUCCUGCAGCUGCAGCGCUUCUGUGUCGCCCUGGGCGACGAGCUCAAGUUCGUGCUGCAGGCGUACGGCGACAUCCUUCGUGCGAGGGGCGACGUCAUGGGCGGAUACCAGCAGGCGGACCAGCAGGAGGGUAUUGGGCGGCUCGCGGCGCAGUCGAAGAGGCGGCUUGAACAUGCGAGCGGGAACGCCGGGGAGUUGGGCGCGGACGACAUGGUCGUCGACGAGAUGGACGAGGAGCGGUACGCGAACAGGACAUUCGCGCCCUUUGUCGAG